Messenger RNA from Sphaerodactylus townsendi, 2346 nucleotides. Its product is annotated as cytochrome P450 2G1-like. The record is from RefSeq and is a predicted model, not a curated record. Bases 3 to 1487 code for a protein of 494 amino acids. Gene Ontology annotation, cellular component: cytoplasm; intracellular membrane-bounded organelle. Lineage: Eukaryota; Metazoa; Chordata; Lepidosauria; Squamata; Sphaerodactylidae. Gene Ontology annotation, biological process: xenobiotic metabolic process. The transcript is spliced from 9 exons. Gene Ontology annotation, molecular function: iron ion binding; oxidoreductase activity, acting on paired donors, with incorporation or reduction of molecular oxygen, reduced flavin or flavoprotein as one donor, and incorporation of one atom of oxygen; heme binding.
ACAUGGAGCUUGGAGGGGCGCUGACCGCCUUCCUGGGCAUUUGCCUCUCAUGUUUGGUCCUCCUCACAGCAUGGAAAAGAAUGCUUAAAGAGGGGAAGCUGCCCCCAGGGCCAACCCCCCUCCCCUUCAUUGGCAAUUUGUUGCAAGUGAGCACAGAGAAGACCUUCAAGUCCUUCAUGGCGCUCAGGGACAAAUAUGGCCCAGUCUUCACCGUGUACCUGGGGCCUCGGCGGGUUGUGGUUUUGUGUGGGCAUGAGGCAGUUAAGGAAGCCCUGGUGGAUCAAGCUGAUGACUUCAGUGGGAGAGGAGAGCUGGCCAGCAUUGACCGGAACUUCAAUGGCUUUGGAGUUGCCUUCGCCAAUGGGGAACGAUGGAAGCAGCUCCGUCGCUUUUCUCUCACUGUAUUGAGAAAUUUUGGGAUGGGGAAAAGGUCCAUUGAGGAGCGGAUCCAGGAAGAGGCCCAGUACUUGAUGGAAGAAUUCAGGAAAACCCAAGGUUUGCCCUUUGACCCCACCUUCUUCCUAAGCCGCACAGUUUCCAACGUCAUCAGCUCCGUUGUCUUUGGCAGCCGCUUUGACUAUGAAGACAAGACUUUCCUCUCCCUCCUGCACAUGAUCAACGAAUCCUUCAUUGAGAUGAGUACCCCUUGGGCUCAGCUCUAUGAUAUGUAUUCUAGCAUCAUGCAGUACUUGCCUGGGAGACACAACCGCAUCUACUACCUCAUUGAGGAUCUGAAGGAAUUCAUUGGCCAGAAAGUCAAAACCAACCAAGCAACACUUGAUCCUAACAACCCUCGGGACUUCAUAGACUGCUUUCUCAUCCAGAUGGAGAAGGAAAAAGAAAACCCUUCCAGUGAAUUCAAUUUGAAGAAUUUGAUCCUUACCACUCUCAAUUUAUUCUUUGCUGGGACAGAGACCGUCAGCUCCACCCUGAGAUAUGGAUUUCUUUUUCUGAUGAAGCACCCAGAUGUGGAAGAGAAAGUCCUUCAGGAGAUUGACCAGGUCAUUGGACACAAUCGCAUGCCGGCCACUGAGGACAGGAUACAAAUGCCCUACACAGAUGCCGUCAUCCAUGAGAUCCAAAGGCUGACAGACAUUGUCCCCAUGGGAUUGCCACACACUGUGAUCCGGGAUACUCAGUUCCGGGGGUACCUCCUCCCCGAGGGUACAGAUGUCUUUCCCCUGCUGGGGUCAGUCUUACAUGACCCCAAAUACUUCAGCCACUCUGAGAAAUUCCACCCUGAGCACUUCCUGGAUGAACAAGGUCGCUUUAAGAAGAACGACGCUUUUGUGCCAUUCUCCUCAGGGAAGCGAGUCUGCCUGGGGGAAGCCAUGGCCCGCAUGGAGCUCUUCCUCUACUUCACCACGACCCUGCAGAACUUCUUGCUGAAGCCCCUGGUGCACCCAGAGGACAUUGACAUCGCCCCAAGAGUGAGCGGCUUUGGGAACAUCCCCCCCACAUACCAGCUGUGCUUGGUCCCUCGCUAAAUCUCAGCCUGGCAUCUACCACAUGGGUGGGAAGAAAAGACCCCCUGCGUACUUGCAGUCUACUCCCAACUCUUACGCUGAUACAUUUCCUCAUGGACUGCUUCCAAAGUAGAUGCCGUUACACAGCCAUGGUGGAGCUUUUGAGGCUGCAAACUUUCCAAGCUUUCUUCUACCAGGCCCUGCUUGGAGGCUUUUUGGAGGAAACCUCAGCUGGCAACCGAAUGCUGGAUGACAGAAACCUAGAGUUUGAACUGGCUGGACAGCUCUAAUUCCCUGCCCCACCUGCUCAGGUCGAAACUCUCAAGGAAGCUUCUGAUUGGUAUGGAUUUUUAAACAUGUUGCUUUGGCAAUAGCUGCCAUCAGCCCUCUGUGUGACUAAAGCAACCAUUUUGUGGCUGGCUCCACCUCCUGCAGCAGCUAUUUUGUGGCAGCAAUUAUGGGUCUGCACCCACUGUGCUGUAGCAAAAUUCCAGGCUCAGAAAGGUCGGGGACCCUUCAGAUAGAUGAUAGGUCCCAACACUCUCCCUAUGGGAUACUGAGGGGCCUUAUCUUUCAGACAAUACACUGGGAAGGGUCUUCUGACAGCCUUUGCAGGGGUUCCAGUUGUAGUCUCCAAAUGCAAAAUUUUCCCACAGCUUCUCCUUUCUUUCUCUAUGAGCACAGGAAACAUAGCCAAAGCUGCUCUUCCUAGCUACACAGCUUUGAUCAGAAUCUGUCGCCUCUCCCCAUAAUUAGGUGUGAGGCCAGAACUCAAGUCCGGCCUGCGCAGCUGUUUUGAGAAAAGAUAGGUUAGAAACAAACCCCCAAAAAAGCAUCAGACAUCUGACAUCAGAAACAAAACAGGACUUUUUACUGAACA